AUAAUGAUCCUAAUAUUGUAAUAGAGAUGGAGCCUUUACAAGAAAAUCAGGAUGGGUUAGAAAAUGAUAAUGAUCCUAAUAAUGUAAUAGAUAUGGAACCUUUACAAGAAAAUCAGGAUGGAUUAGAAAAUGAUAAUGAUCCUAAUAAUGUAAUAGAUAUGGAACCUUUACAAGAAAAUCAGGAUGGGUUAGAAAAUGAUAAGUUCUCUGAACUGAGUGAUGACGAGGUGUCGGUGUUAUUCUGUUUUCUGUGUUCUGACUCCGGUCCUCCUGACUUCACUGACACAGAGUGGCUGGAGUUGCUUAAUGAUAUACGACAGGAAGUGUACCGUAAAUAUAAUCCUGUAACACGUGAGAAAGCACAGCAGACUCUGGACAGACUGAAGUCACGUGAUUGUCUUUUGGAUGAUCAGGACAAGAUAACGGAGGACACAAGGGAUGAGACAAUGUAUAGGAUAGCAUCAAUAAACUUUAAUAUACCAUUCAUUUACGGUAGUUGUGACACAGCCAGUGUGUACCUGAGAUCAUUUGGCUACAACAAAAAACCUGGAGAGAAGUGUGUCACUAGUAGUGACAGUAUCUGUUCUCCCUUACUGAUACUCCGUCUACAGAUGAACAUACUGAGUCACGUCACCAUGGAGGACACGAGUAUAUAUGAUGACAUAUACCAGAUAUAUAAAAGAAAAAAAAUUCUAACGGAUCUAAGACAGAAAGAAGAGGCUUUAUAUUACAGAAGACGAUCACAGGACAGUGUAGAUCACGUGACGUGGCUCUGGAGACACGGGGAAUACAAUAGACCUGACAUCGUGAGAUCCUGUAUAGGUCUACUUCCACACAACGACAUUUAUAUCAUCGACAACAAACCUUACAGAAAACCAAAUACAUGCCAUAACUAUUCACCAGAAGUAAGAUGUCUACUGUACUGCUUACUGUUAACUGAGAAAUAUCAGCUGAAUCUCAAUGAACAAUCUCACAGAACCAUGAGGGACAAAAUCAGACAGAGAUAUUUCCCUGAUAUUACUGAAGAAGACUUGGUAGAUCUUCCUGAUGGAAUCACAGAAACACAUAACUGUGUGAUAACGUUUGUAUCAGACGACAUCCGACAUGACGUCAUGUACGCUUUUGUUACGGAGUGUCUGAUGGAGGACAGUGAUCUGGAGUUUUUCCUGAUCACGGCGUCACGUGACGUGAUCUCAGAAUACUGCCGGUCCUGGGAUUAUAAGAGGAGUGAGGGAGAGAGAUGUCUGUAUGUACCACGCUAUCCGGUGAAGAUGUACGACCUUUUCAUAGACAAACUAAAGCUGGAUAUCAUCACACACUGUACCGUGUCUGACAGGAGUAUUCAUAAGAGAAUCAGUAUAUGUUUAAACAUACCAGAGGAAAUUUUGAAAUGGGAUUUGAGUGCCAGAGAAAGAUUUGUAGAGAGUUCCCGCCAUGGAAGAGUAGAAAUGUUCCGUGCACGAGGUAUGAUUGUGGGAUGCGCAGGCGCAG
Saccostrea cuccullata (small rock oyster) is the source of this 1491-nucleotide messenger RNA. RefSeq lists its product as uncharacterized. NCBI's taxonomy places the organism in Eukaryota, Metazoa, Mollusca, Bivalvia, Ostreida, Ostreidae. The record is from RefSeq and is a predicted model, not a curated record. The annotation marks the transcript as partial. The transcript has 7 exons.